GUAAAGUGAAACGUAUGCAAGCAUUUUACGACACUUCGUUCUCAGUCGGUAGUUAGGCUUGCUGCAUUUUCUUGUUCUUUUUUAACCGUAACACGUUCUGAUGUGAGAGAGGAAUACCAGACAGUGGAUAUACGUGCAGCAGCACAACAACGGUCGUGUGAGAUAUUUUUUCCCCCCACUUUGAAUCAAAUCUAAUCGAAAGCUUCAAUUUGCUACCUGCAAAAGCAGACACAGAUAUUGUGUAUAGAAUAGAACAGCAGACUUGGUUGGUUUGCAGCCUCUGGUUUUACCCGCAACCCUUCUGUUGGGAUACAAAACACAUAAUAGAAAAUGGCGGAACUUGAGGACGCAGGACUGCCCCAAACAAUGCAGGAGACCCGAGCUGAAGAGGAGCCGGGCAAUUCAAAGGCGGAGGAGAUGGACACCUCAGAAGACCUGCAAGAUGACAACCUGAUCGAGGGGGAACACUUCCACAGUUCUAAUAAUGAGCAGCAAGAUGGACAUUUGGCAGUUAGAAGGAAUGUAAUAUUAGAACGAACAAAAUUCAACCAAAGACAACAAGAAGCAGGAGAGACAGCUGAUGAUUUUAUCACUGCACUUCAUUGUUUGUCAGAACAUUGUGGUUAUGGAGCUCUGCUCAGUGAGAUGAUAAGAGACAGACUAGUCAUGGGCUUACAUGACAGAAGACUGUCUGAGCAAUUACAAAUGGACCCAGAAAUAACACUGGAUGAAGCUGUCACAUGCAUUCGUCAAACUGAACUUUUGGAAAAGCAACAUGACCUGCCAGAGAAUAACUUCAAAGCUGCCAGCAGUGCGGCAAAUGUAGACCGUGUGCGUUCACAUAGCAAACAUCAAUGCCCAGCCAAUGUCCAGUGUCAAUCGGAGAAGAAUCAAAACUCAGAAAGACCACAACAACCCCAAACAACGCAGGAGAAUGGAGAGGAGCCCCAAGAUACAGGUGGCACUGAUGAGUGGAUUGAGGGUUUCAGUCCUGGAGGAGAAAAGCCUCACUACUGCUCCGACUGCAGUAAGAGCUUUAGAAAAGUGAGGGAUCUUAUAAGACACCAGCGAACACAUACAGGAGAGAAGCCUCACCACUGCCCUGAUUGUGAACAAAGUUUUGCUCGAUUAGAUCGUCUUAAGUCACACCAACUAACACAUACAGGAGUGAAGGCUCACCAAUGCCCUGAUUGUGACAAAAGUUAUUCUCAAUCGUAUCAUUUGAAAAGACACCACCAGCGAAAGCAUAUGAAAGGGAAAUACUUCCACUGCAAUCAUUGUGAGGAACUUUUCUCCAGACCUAAAGAUCUAAAGACGCACAUGCAUGUACAUGCUGGAGAAAAGGCAUACCUUCAGCAAGAAACUCAUACAGGUAAGAAGCCUUAUCACUGCUCCGAAAUAAACCAGUGCUCCGACUGUGGGAAGAGCUUUCGACAAGUGGGGGAUCUUAAAAGACACCAACGAACACAUACUGGAGAGAAGCCUUACCACUGCCCUGAUUGCGACAGAGGUUUCGGUCGAUUAGAUCGCCUUAAGUCACACCAGCUAACACAUACAGGAGUGAAGGCUCACCAAUGCCCUGACUGUGACAAAAGUUAUUCUCAAUCGUAUCAUUUGAAAAGACACCACCAGCGAAAGCAUAUGAAAGGGACAUUCUUCCACUGCAAUAUUUGUGAUGAACUUUUCUCCAAACCAGAAGAUCUAAAAACACACAUGUAUGUACAUGCUGGAGAAAAUGCAAACCUUCCACAAGACACUCAUGCAGGAAAGAAACCUUACCACUGUUCAAGGUGUGAUAAACGAUUUCCUGACAUGGCAAAACUAAGAUCACACCUUCCAGUACAUACUGGAGACCUUGCACUCCACUGUUCUGACUGUGGAAAGUGUUUCUUAAACAAGGCAAAGUUUGAAAGACAUCAAAGAACACACACUGGAAGUGUACUAUACCUUUGCACUGACUGUGGGGAGGGUUUUACAAACAUGCAACAGUUGGAAAGGCACCAGCGAAUGCACACUGGAGAGAAACCAUACCACUGCACUGAUUGUGGGAAGAGUUUUGCUCUUGAAAAAACAUUUAAGUGUCACAAGCAAGCACACAAGUUCAAACUCUCUGGAGAAAGAGCAGCCUAUCCUUGCUCAGAAUGUGGAAAUACUUUUUCUCGUUCAUGUGACGUGAUGACUCAUGUGAGAAGGGUGCAUAAUAAAGAGAGACCUUUCCAGUGCUCCUGCUGUGGAAAAAGAUUUUUCCAAAAGAACUCUCUUACAAUACACAUGAGAAGUCACACUGGAGAGAAACCGUACCACUGCUCAGACUGUGGACAAAGCUUCUCCCAAAUUAAUGACAGAAAACGGCACCAGAAGAGGCAACACUCUGGAGAGGAGACGACCUCUAUUCUGCAGUCUGAAAAGAAAUGUCACAGAGACACUCAAUAAGAAAGGACUACUACAACAAAGACACAAAAAUGCAAUAUAGUAACAGUAUCACUGUUAUUGCUUUAUUUAUUUUAUACUUUUUCGAACACUU
Oncorhynchus mykiss (rainbow trout) is the source of this 2524-nucleotide messenger RNA. RefSeq lists its product as uncharacterized. Gene Ontology annotation, biological process: regulation of transcription by RNA polymerase II. Gene Ontology annotation, cellular component: nucleus. Gene Ontology annotation, molecular function: RNA polymerase II cis-regulatory region sequence-specific DNA binding; DNA-binding transcription activator activity, RNA polymerase II-specific. The record is from RefSeq and is a predicted model, not a curated record. Lineage: Eukaryota; Metazoa; Chordata; Actinopteri; Salmoniformes; Salmonidae.